UGAUGAUUAUAAUCGCAUGGGAUGAUGUUUUUUGUUAAUAACUAAAUGGAAAUAGCAAUUUCACAUGGGCAAAAUUUUUAAUAGUUGCAAGAGAAUAAAUCCAAACGUUGAUAUUUUAUUUCAUACAGAUUAAAUUUUAUAUGCAUAAAUAUUCUGUUAACCGAUAUCAAAUUUAUUCCACUUGAACUUUCAUAAAAAAAUCUCUAUCAUUUGUAAACUAAUGUAAUAAAUAAACAAACAAAUACAAAAGGUUUUUCUUCAAAAUAUCUUUAAAAUAUAUAUAUAUAUUUUUUUUUUUUGAUAAUUCUCUGUAUUAUUCUUAAAAUAUUGUAUUCUUUGACCAAUAAUACAAUUAAAAUAAAUAAGUAUUGUUUAUACUAAAUUUAUUUAUAAUUGGCUUAUACAUUUUUUUAAUGAAUUUUUACAAUUAAGUUUCCUUGACAAUUAGAUGUAAAUGUUGAUUUUAUCGACAUUUCAGUUCACUUCGUUUUUUCCCGUGAAAAAUAAACUAUCGUCUUGUGUAAUUAUUAAGAUUUAUUUAAUUAGUUAUUGAUAUGGCAAGUGAAAAAAAUAUUUUUGGUCAAACAAAUGAAUCAAACUUACAUAAGGUCAUACGCAGAGUUGAAGAAAUAUGGAAUCGUCGUUUCAUGCAUUCCAAUUGUGUUUUAAAUAAUACAAAUAAAGGACAAAUAUCAAAAAAGUCAACUAAAGAUGGAAGAAUUAUCUCAAUUAUUAAUAAAAAUAUUUAUCCUAUAAAAAAUUCCAUUAUUCCAAAAAAAAGCACGUAUCGAAAAACGAAUAAAAAUGAUAAAAUUAUUCCAGAAAAAUUGAAUAUGAUGCAGCAAAGAGAAUUCGGAACACUUUUUCAGAAUGAAAAUUUAAAUUCAACAGAAAAAAAAAAUAUAGCAAUUUCAAAAGACAAUCCGCUAUUAAUAUCAGCUGAUUUGUUAGAAAAGAAGUAAUGCAAGAUCAGAACACAAAAUCUCUUGAUCAGUAUAAUGCAUCUUCCUUUAAAUCGCCCACAUCAUGGUAUACUUCAGACACAAUUAAUGAGUACAUUAAAAUGAUAGUAAAACGGUCAGAAGGUGAAGUUUAUGCAGUUGUCACUGAUUUUAUUGUAGCGUAUCUUCGAGGAGGCUAUCCAGCUGUAAGAAGAUGGAUAAAAAAAGAUAUUCACACAAUAAAAUUACUUUUUGUGCCCAUGAAUGUAUAUGGGAGUCAUUGGAUAUUGACAGUGGUUAAUAUACCUGAAAAGACUGUGACAUCAUAUGAUAGUCUUAAGUCGUAUAAGGGUCCUUAUCCAAUGGUAUUAAAAAAUUUCUUAAUUGAAUGGGAGAUGGACAAAAAAGGAAAAGCUUCUACAUGGACAUUACAAAUAGGCGAGACAUCUCGCCAAACCAAUGGACAUGAUUGUGGGCCAUUUACUGUUGAGCUGGCAGAAAAAAUGUCUCGAGGAGAUACAACACCAAUAAAUGCAAAUUUUAUGCCUUUUAUAAGAUUAAGACACAAAAAUGAAAUUAUUGCUGGCGAGCUAUUCUAUUAAUAUUUUUAUGAAUGAAAUUUUAUUUUUGUAUUUUAUAUCAAUUUUCUUAAUAUUCACUAUAAAUUGAAAUUCUUAUUUGUAUACCACC
Molecule: messenger RNA, 1631 nt
Organism: Daktulosphaira vitifoliae (grape phylloxera)
Lineage: Eukaryota; Metazoa; Arthropoda; Insecta; Hemiptera; Phylloxeridae
Exons: 4
Coding region: 555-962 (135 amino acids)
Source: RefSeq, a predicted model, not a curated record